Molecule: messenger RNA, 970 nt
Organism: Symsagittifera roscoffensis
Lineage: Eukaryota; Metazoa; Xenacoelomorpha; Acoela; Convolutidae
Exons: 6
Coding region: 152-655 (167 amino acids)
Source: RefSeq, a predicted model, not a curated record
UAAAUUCUCAAAUAAAAAAUGGUCGUAUUAUUUUUAUACGUAACUUGGUAAAUAAUACCAGCUUCAUUUUAAAUCAAAUUCACAGCGAAGUGUUUUCAGUUGACAUAAUCGGUUGUGGCAUUUUUAUCGGGAUCUUCAGCAAGAGAGAAAUAUGGCUGCCCCGGGCGAAGAUGAGCUAAAGAUGCCUUUUGUGGUGGUGCGCUUUGGAGACAACAAAGAGCUGAUGGCCAACACUGACUGCAUGGUGUGCAAUUUGGUGGAUUAUCUGAAAAUACACACAGAAAACUACGAGUUUGAAUUGGACUUGGCGAGUGAACAGGGGGAGCUUCGGGGCAUCAGUCAGGAGGGGAGGUACUUCGAACAGGCCGCCCAGUUCCUGCAGGACAGAGAAUCACUUGUCUUAGUCAGGGUCGAAAGAAUGGGUGAGCAGAUGAAGAAUAAAGUGAGGUAUCUUCCACUCUUGAAUGACUCUUUGAUCAUCAACGCCGCAUUCCUCACAAAUUUGGCCAAACAAGGACCUGACAGUCGGAAGAAUUACAGGGCGGGCAAGUACCAUCUGCCCUUGGAGGGUGGGAAGGAGAGGGAUUCGAGUAAGGAGAACGACAAGCAGAGAAAGACACCCAAAAGCAGGGAGAGACAGACCAGGAAUAACUGAACGGGGGGGGGGCAGAUCUAGUUAACUAUCCCCCCUUGUCUCCUGUUGCUUAAUCGCAUCUCUAAAUAUUUUUUUAUCUAUUGUUACAAGAGAUUCGUUACAGGGUACAAAAUUCACGGAUGCUUACCCGUUAGAAUAGUUCCUUAAAUGAGCGGCAAUUAUUUAUUAUAAGAUUCCAUAGGGGGAAUGGGGGAUAAUUAACCACGAAAAUUGAAAUUCUAGUGUUUUUAUUGCGUGCUCUUACUAAUACCGUAGAUUUCAGAGUUAUAUUUAGUUUAAUUUAAUACACUUAGCAUGAAAGUUUACGUGAAGUUG